GAGCGAUCAGCUUAUGAUUGACGGAGUGUGCAGGGUUCAUGCUCAAAACCACUAGUCGCGCAUUCGUAAAACAGCUUGAAAACGUUUAGAUGCCAAAUUGUAAUGUAGAGAACUAAUGCGUGUGAAGUAUGCUGUUGCAAGGUCUGAAGACUUCGUGUGCUUCCUCUUCAAUAAUUACGUGUCUGUGAGUUGUGAGUAUGUGAGAGGAAUUGUUGCUAACAUUUCGAUAGCACAGAACGCGUUGGAAUACGCAUGUGGUCGAUGAGACUUGGACGUGUGAUGUAAUGCAUAGACGGCACGGAUAACCCGCACAGUGGCUGUGAAAACCUACCGAGGGAUGUAGAACUUGUUGAAGGUUUUCCAGUGGGAGCUCUUAACAAUUGACGAUGAAGUUCUUGAGCACUCGCACUAUUAUUUUGAGUGUUGGAAUCGGGGUUAUUGUUGGAAUAUUUGGUCUACUGGUGACGGAGAAAAAGCUGCUUAAUCCCUUGCAGUUUGGUAAGCAGAAACUCCAGUCUGGUGAUAUAACCACAUUUUCAACACGAUUAGUGUUUGGCGCGAAUUCCACAUCGUUCUCUGCCAGAAUAUACUCCUACGACAUUGUGAAGCUUAAGAGGAAAUUAGAGAGCAAGCAGAACAUGUUUGUGGAUAUUUCUGGAUCGGGGGACACCAGGACCGUCCAGGAAGCCGUGAAUGCUGUCAGGCGCUACAAUAAAAAACGUGUGACAAUUUACAUUAACGCGGGAACGUACAUUGAGAAAGUACAUGUGCCGCACAACAAACCAUAUAUUACAUUCGAAGGAGCUGGUCUGCAUCAUACUAUCAUCAGCUGGAACGAUAAUCAGACCUUAACUAAUGGAUCGACCAUUCAUACGGCGUCAGUGACUGUGGAUGGAAAUUACUUCAUUGGGCGCAACCUCAGCUUCCGGAACACUGCUCCAAUACCGUUACCUGGGGUAAAAGACGGCGGGCAGGCAGUUGCACUUCUGGUUAAGGGAGACAAAUGUGCCUUUUACGGAUGUGGAAUUUAUGGAUAUCAAGAUACAUUGUACGAUUACAGUGGUCGUCACCUGUUCAGAGAAUGUCAUAUCGAGGGUGCAGUCGAUUUUAUUUUCGGCAAUGCUAGAUCCCUCUACGAGCGAUGUACCAUUCACUCAAUUGCGAGCAAAGCAGGAUCCAUCACAGCUCAAUCCCGGGCAAGCAAAUUUAAUGUUACAGGAUUCGGAUUCGUGAAUUGUUCCAUCGUUGGAACUGGGCAGAUAUUGCUGGGGCGAGCAUGGCGCCCUUACGCUCGUGUUGUGUUUGCUUCAUCGUUCAUGGAUAACAUCAUUGAUAGCGCCGGAUGGAACGAUUGGGGAAACAGCAGUGCAGACUCGUCUGUCUACUUUGGAGAAUUUAACAACAGCGGGCCAGGAGCAAAUAUGUCUGGGCGUGUACCCUAUGCGCGGUCCCUCUCAUUCGAAGAGGCUCUGGGGUGCACUCAGAUCGAUUGGAUCGAUGGUUCUGAGUGGGUCGACGACCGAUAAACGUGGCCAACUCUGUACUCUUCAAUACACAAAUGCACAAAAUGUCACAAUUUAUUGACUUAGGUUGCGAGAUUUCCAAUGAGGACUGUAGAUUCUUUUGGUGAAAAUAUUUUGGAGUUUGAAUGAUUAGUUUUAAAAUUGUAACAAUUGGCAGAUUUACUAUGUCCCACGUACAUACCAUUGUACGCUACUACAAAACACACCUUGCCCUCCUUCCGAGUGACUAGUGUGGUAAAUGUGGAGGCUACUAAUUAGUCUUGUUGAACGAAACAGGAUCCAACUACGCUGAUCGAUUGUUCCGGAUAGAGGCAUUACGUUGAAACUCUGUUCUAACAGGUGAAGGGGCACGACUGUGACAACUGGUUCUGAUACAUCCUGGUGGUAAUGUGGGACUAUUUGUGUUAUCCGCUAUGUUUGGAGAGACCUAGACUCUAAAGACAAGGAUUUCAACAUCUUCAAAGAUGGUUAGAUUGUCAAAAUAACUUGUUUAGGGUCUUAGGGUAUUGAACACAAUAACGAAGUGAUCUGUACGUUCACCAAUGAUCUCUGUGCAUCCAGACAUUAGACUUAGUAUAUGUAGACCCUCUGCAUCGUGAAAUAGAUCUCUUCUUGAUUCAUUUUCAUUGA
Molecule: messenger RNA, 2153 nt
Organism: Physcomitrium patens
Lineage: Eukaryota; Viridiplantae; Streptophyta; Bryopsida; Funariales; Funariaceae
Product: putative pectinesterase 14
Biological process (GO): pectin catabolic process; cell wall modification
Molecular function (GO): pectinesterase activity
Source: RefSeq, a predicted model, not a curated record